AAGAAAAGAAAAAUAAAAGAAAGCAAACAUUGCUCAAAUUGAAAAUGUUGAAUUCAAAGAGACGGAAGAAGGAACUUCUACUGUCAGUUCUCAUGGUAGUUCUUCCACAACAACGACUGCUCACGAUAGUGCCACGAGUUUUACCCGAGCGGCGUACGAUAUAUUACAACGUAAUACUGAUUCUCAGGUACAUGCUCGUGGUAACCAUGCUUUCACUAAAAGGCCUGACGAUUUUCUUGAAAUGCCAAAGAACUCUCAGUUGGCUUAUUGUUCGAAUUCUGAGAAUUCAAGUCUUUCUUCCACAAUGGCGAAAUCCAACGUUGAGAACAAGGAGAAUGAAACAGAUGAACAAGUGGCUCGAUUAACAAAGAAAAGCCUGGAAGCUUUGCAUCUUGAAAACGAGUUUAAAACUGAGAAUGAUUUGAAAAAAAUCAUUCUUUGACAACAUCUUUGCAAUCAGGGCAUUACACUGACUCAUCGCUCUUGUCGGAGGAAGAAGUGUGUGAGCCUCUUGUUGAUAUGAACAGCGGUGUAUCUCUAAUUCCCGUUGUUUGCCCUGAUGACGAUAAAGGAGUUAGGGGUCUAGCUAUGUCAGAUGAAAAUGAGCGAUUUACUGUUGCACCUGAGACGUCACGACAUUUAGUUCAUUCAAUAAAUGAUUCGCCCGUUUCAAGUAUUUACACUGAUGAAGACGUCGAGAAUGAUGCAAGUUUAGCAAUUGGGGCAACUGUUGCAGCGAUAUGUGCCACCCGUGAUGGUAGCAUAGAAAUUAAUGAUUACUCAGGAUCGUCAUUGGUCAGAACCAUGGGUGAUGGUUGUAUGAAUCCAUCAGAGGAAUAUCCAUCAGGCAAAGAAAUGACUUCAGAGGAAUUAAAACAGGCGAUUGUAUCGAUGAUGUUAAGAAAGAUGAAGUUGAAGAACAACAGAUGUCUGUUGACCUGUUCGUUUUUGCUCUUUAGUGAAAAUGAUUUGCUCAAACACCAACUAAAGAAAUACGUGGGUGCUGUUCAAUCGUUGAAAAGAAAUGACAUUAUGGAAGAAGCUCCAGAAAAUGAAAGACUUUCUUCUAUCAUUCUUUCUCCGGAAUCUGACGUCGACGAAGUGAGAAAGGAAGAAAACAAAGAUUUUGAGCGGAAGUUGAUCCAAGUCGCUGAUAUGCAUGGCGAACUUAUUGAACUCAAUGAAAGACUACAAAAAAUGUUGAAUGCUCGUGAAUAUCAGCUAAGAAUAUUAAAAGAAGAGCUUGUCAAUCUUAGAGGACCGCUUCCUCAGGACGAUAAUCAUGAUAAAUGUUUAUAUUUGACGGAGUUUGCUCCAAAUUUCAUGUCUGUCAAUACUCGUCCUUUAAUUAACAUUUGGAUUCCAUCUGUUUUUGUACAAGGAAAGUCUCCAAACAUUCACCAUUCUUAUCAGGUUUAUAUCCGUAUCAAAGACGAUGAAUGGAAUGUUUACAAAGAUACUCGGAUUUUUAUGCCC
Messenger RNA from Xenia sp. Carnegie-2017, 1476 nucleotides. RefSeq names its product sorting nexin-29-like. The record is from RefSeq and is a predicted model, not a curated record. The annotation marks the transcript as partial. Lineage: Eukaryota; Metazoa; Cnidaria; Anthozoa; Malacalcyonacea; Xeniidae. The transcript has 10 exons.